This is a messenger RNA of Scutellospora calospora, 303 nucleotides long. The record is from the annotation of a GenBank genome assembly. NCBI's taxonomy places the organism in Eukaryota, Fungi, Glomeromycota, Glomeromycetes, Diversisporales, Gigasporaceae.
AUGUCUUAUGUUCGCGGAAGACCUCCUCUAAAAGAAAUCUGGUUGAACUUUACAAAAGUUGCUGAACCUGAUAAACAUGGUCAAAAAACACCUCACCAAAAAUGCAAUUAUUGCGAAGAAGACUGUGUUUAUUCAGUUGACCAAUUAAAAGAUAAAUUGGAUGUGGAUAGUAUAUUAGCAAGGUUUUUUUAUUCAGUUUGUAUUCUUUUUACAGCUGUUGAAAAUCCUUUCUGGGAAGAAUUUAUGGAAGCCAUACAAUAUUAUAUUAAAACUGUAUACCCAUUUUAUAUUAGUCCUAAUUAG